Gopherus evgoodei (Goodes thornscrub tortoise) is the source of this 2816-nucleotide messenger RNA. RefSeq names its product extracellular calcium-sensing receptor-like. The record is from RefSeq and is a predicted model, not a curated record. Gene Ontology annotation, biological process: G protein-coupled receptor signaling pathway. The transcript has a single exon. Gene Ontology annotation, molecular function: G protein-coupled receptor activity. Lineage: Eukaryota; Metazoa; Chordata; Testudines; Testudinidae. Gene Ontology annotation, cellular component: membrane. Bases 514 to 1092 code for a protein of 192 amino acids.
AUUCCUUCUAGCUGGAAGGAUGCUGGGGCAUGGGACUCCCAGGGAGUGAGCAUAAGUGGCAGUAAUUGUAGUGCAUGGAAAACAUGACUCCUCAACAGCUCGUCAUUUUGCAUUCCAGCCAUGGAGAGCUGCUGGUCUUGUCCCCAGGAUGAGUGGUCUCACGGGGGCCAGGUCUCCUGCUGGAAGAAGGCCGUGGUAUAGCUGUUCUGGGCCGAGCUCACCAGCAUCGUGCUGAUCAUGCUAACGUUAGUGGGGAUGGCUCUCAAUGCUUCUGUCACGGCAUUGUAUGCGAGGCACAUAGACACCCCUAUUGGCAAAGCUGCCGGGGGCCUCAUAUUUUACUGCCACAUGGCCAGCCUGCUGGGCUCCUUUGCCAGCGUGUUCCUCUUUGCUGGGGAGCCAACAGGUUAGAAGUGCAAACUUCAUCGGCUGGCCUUCGGGGUGAGCUUCACGCUUUGCCUUGCCAGUAUCCUAGCCAAAUGCAUCUGGAUUCUGGCUGCCUUCGCCAUUCCCAUGGGAAGACCGACAAAGCUGCAGACCAGCCUGUAUCUGAUUGUUCUUGGCAUCCUCCCCGCUCUGCAGUGCACUGUCUGCUUUCUGUGGCUCCUCCUUGACUCUCCUGGAGUCAGGCGUUCGUAUCCCAGGAAGGCAGACUAUCUGAUCAUUGAGUGCUUCAGCGAAACAGGCAUCAGCUUCUCCGUCAGCACCAGGUAUCUCUGUGUCCUGGCCUUCUGCUGCCUCUCAGCUGCCAUCAAAACCCACUCCCUGCCUAAGAUUUUCAGCGACUCCCAGGGCAUUUCCUUAAUGAUGGUGACUUUCUUUGCUGUCUGGCUCUCCGUGAUGCCAGCUCUGGAGUCGAGAAAGGAGCAAAUAGUUGAUAUGAUGGCUGUCGUGUCUAUCCUGCUGUCUUCCUACAGCGGCCUGGCCUUUCUGUUUUUCCAGAGAUGCUACGUUAUGUUAUUCAGACCCCAUCACAAUGCUACAGAGUGGAUCAAGAAAACCACGUACGCGUACUGCCGAAAGGUUGCUAGCAAAGCCAAUCUGAGCAUCCAGCUGGAGCCCAGCACCGCCACCAUGGACAUGUUCGCCUAAGCAGGGCAUGGAACGAAUGUGGGGAUGCUGGGUGUUAGUUGCUCAAAUUGUUUGUAAUUCUGCUUUUUGCUGCGUAAAGGCCUCUGCAGGGCUGGAUUCAGGCAAAGCCUGGUCCCAACCAAACAAAUCCAUCAAGCCCCAAAGCAAGGGGACGGGGAGAGGAAAACCGGCUUACAAAUUUUGGCGCACCCUAUGGAGAACUUUGGAGCCAACCCCUUCAGAGCUUGUCCCUCAGACCAGCGUCUCACUUGCCCUUGCCUUUAAAUCUGCCCCAGGCUCUGUGACUUGCUGAUGCUAGUUUCUUCUCGCUGCAUAGACAUACCUUGAGUGACUUUGGGCAAGUCACUUUGUCUCUCGGUGCCUCAGUUUCCCAUUUGUAUUUCCUUUCUUUCACUGUUUGUCUUACCUGGUUAGACUGUCAGCGUGCUGAUGCAUGGAUUUAUUGGCUCUCAUAGUAUACAGCACCUAGCGCAGAGGGGGUCUUUCCGGGAUUGGAGACCAUGAGUGGUGAUGUCGCAAAUAACAAAUCUACCAAUGUUCAGGGCUGUUUGUGUCCAUGGGGUUGAUUCAGUGCCAUGGUUACUGAAAAUAGUUGAAGGUUGGGGGUGGGUGGUAUCACAAAUCUACAGGAUCUGUGCCACACACACACACCCCAGCUUGUAAACAGUCUCUUGGAGGAACCCCAGCCACAUGUGCAGACCCCCAAGGAGUCCCACUCUAAUUUCAGGGUAGGCCCCGCAGCCUCACCCCCUCCUGGGCUGAGCUCUUGAGCUCCAGCGCUCUUGCUUCACACUCUGAGCUCUGUUCGGUGUGUCCGACUGAAAUAGACUCCUGGCAGAGACUUGCCCACUCUUCAGGGACUAACAUACCCAGCCAGUGUUUGCAGUUCCCCCAAACAGCCUUUUCAAAACAGAGUAGGGUUUAUUAGUCAAGUGGAACACAGCACUCCCGUUCGGGUAUCCUGUGCACUGGACUACACUUCCUGUCUUUAGAGUCUUUGAGAAAUUCUGCUUAUACUGAGGUUUGGGGUAGGGGCGGGAGUGACUCUGUAGGCCUCCAGUGACCCCCGGCAGCAACGUCCGAGAGUUAGCGGCAUCACCUUUAUUUCACCGAGAGUCUUUUUGUCAGUGUCCUGUUGGCAAAAUACUUGCUCAGCACAAAGAUGUAAAUAUUGAACUGCAAAAUCAGUAUCUACAGCACUACCUUGCUGCUGGCCAGUGUACUGCCAGAGGCCAGGAUAGUGGAGCUGCUCUUUUAAUCAGCUCUUUGGUGCAGCAGUCCUAUAUUAAUAGGUUUGUAGCCCCACCACGUGUCUGCUGAAGGGAUUGCAUGUCUGUGUACUUAGUUCCAGCAUUGGGCAAAUGCAGGACCCCAUCAAAUGUGCCUCAUUUGAUUCAGCAGUGACAACACUGAAUUAAAUGGGCCAGCUAUCCAUCUGGCACCAUGCCACUGGCUUGAUUCAGAGUUAUGGCAGGGAUGGAUUUGGCCCAGCAUCUGAUAAAGAGAGAGGCUUCAGGACCCUUAUAUACUAAAUUGGCCAUAAGCCUACCUUCAGUCAGUGAGGCUGAGAGAGUCUAGCUGAAAACCAAGGGAGGUUUCAAGGGAAAGAAUCUUGCCAGGCAGAUGUGGUCUUGACCUCUCUAGAUUGUAAAUGUUUCAUAUUUAAGAGUCUCGUGGAGGACGUGUUAAUACAGUAAAUGCUAUUGCUUCAUGAAAUAGAUGAA